AAUCUCCAACUCGCCUCGCAGGGUGGAGCCUGGAGGAGUGCAGAGCAGCUUGGAUUCAUCAUUCCGCAUGGCGCCAUUUUGAAACCCCUCUGUCAGCUCUCUUGCCGUUCUUGAGCUCAGGAGGAGGGUACACCUACGCAUUAGGACGGCCUUGUAGUGGGGCCCAAAUGAGCCACUGUCAAAGCGGCGGAUAGGAAGGACGUGCCAUCAGUUCUUGUCGAAUCUGGCGUGCUCUUGGCUGUCUGCAUGUCAAGCGUUCGAGCGGAGGGAACUGAGAGGAGGGGUUCAGUCUUGACCAGCUGUCAGCUGUGAAUGUCACCCUGAAGCUGGCAUUGCUGCUCGGGACUGGUAUCCUGACACUCAGCUGCAUAAACUGACCAGAGAACGAUCAGGAAUCCGAGAUAGUAGUGCACUGAAUGCUGCCGAGCGACUCUGCUUUGGCUAGCCGAGUUGCCGGUCGCAGUCAAGACUGCUUGCAGUUUUGUCUCAGGAGCUAAAAUGCUGUCCUGUGGAGUCAAUCUCUGAGCCUUCGUAUCCAAAUUACGAUUGCCAAGACAAGACAGGAAUCCCACACCAAUCUUAUCUACUCACAUAACCUGUUCCUUGAGCAUCCGAUCUGGCCCGUGACAGGGACCAUCAAUGCUAGCAAUUUAGGAAACUGCUCAGCGACCUCUCGGCGGCCGUUCAGAAUGGAGCAGGAGCCAGCUCUUGGAAUGCAGACAGAGGAGAAUGAGAAGAAGGAGGUGAAAGCAGUGAAGUGGGAGAACGAAGCAGCGAGUCCACAGUUGAUGACGUCCCCUGAAACGAGCUCUCAGGGUUUAGACAGCUCGGACCUUGGAUCGGAGCCCCACUUCUUUGACAAUGGCUCCAUACAUAUGCGGUUUGGCGAUGACGGCGUCUCUAGCGGACAUGCCGGCGAUCUGUCAGGCUGGACCCCCUCAGAAAACAAGCUCUUUGAGAAUGCGCUCAACAUGUAUGGCGAGGAGGACGAGGCGCGCUGGAACAAUAUCGCGGGCCAGGUGCCUGGGAAGACACCUGACGAAGUCAAGCGCAAAUAUGAGCAGCUUCUGGAGGACGUGCGCGCAAUUGAGUCAGGGCGCGUGCCGGUCAUAGCUUAUGGGGACCCGCAUAAGCAGACGGCUUCAGAGGAGGAGAUGAUGCGGGACGAUGUUGGGAAUGGGGUGGAGAUGGCAAUGCCGGCGAGCCCGGGGGGGACGCGGCGGCCAAAGGUGGGGCAACGGUCGUCAGAGCAGGAGCGGCGGAAGGGGAUCGCAUGGUCAGAAGAAGAGCACAGGUUAUUUUUGCUCGGUCUCGCCAAGUUCGGGAAAGGAGACUGGCGAUCCAUUUCGCGCAACUUCGUUGUCUCGCGAACGCCCACCCAGGUUGCAUCACACGCCCAAAAGUACUUCAUCCGGCUCAACUCCAUUAGCAAGGACAAGCGCCGAAAUAGCAUCCACGACAUUACGAGUGUCAACGGCCAGGGGGGCCACGGCCCUUCCCAGCGCGGCAUCGGCGGUCACCCCCCCAUCGCACCAAAUCUACACCCGGGCCAGAAUAUGUACGGUCACCAUAUGAUGAUGAAUCCUGGUCACAUGCGCCCCAUGGGCCCGCCAAUGGGUGUCCCGGUCAACCACAUGGGAGGCCCCCCCCACAUGCAACCAUAUGUUACGACCGGAGGCCACCAAUAAACAAAUAGGACACGAUGCGGAAUGCAGUGGGUUGCGAUUGCAGCCCCUGGUCAAAUUGAACUUUGAGGGCCGGUAAUAGUAGACGGAUAUAGAGGUAGGAAAAGCAGUGAUAGAUGUAAAGUACGCCGGGCCUGGCGAAAGGGUCAAGUGGGUCGAGUAGCCAUAGACAACCGUUGGGUGCUGUUGCGCGCAAACAGCAAUAAACUCGCGAUCUUCGUUCAGAAAGUGGCCGUCGAGCUAGGGCCCGCACACGGCUACUAGGCUAGCAGUAGAUUCUUUGAAAUGCCAUGGUCACGGAUUGGGCCGCCAUGCCUUCUUCUUGGACCUCUAGGAGAAGUUCGCCUGGUGACAAGAUCUGAUUAAGUUGAGCGACGCCGCUCUCAGCGGCCAGUUGACUUAUGCAAGAUAUUGAUAUUUAAG
Messenger RNA from Klebsormidium nitens, 2108 nucleotides. The record is from the annotation of a GenBank genome assembly. Lineage: Eukaryota; Viridiplantae; Streptophyta; Klebsormidiophyceae; Klebsormidiales; Klebsormidiaceae.